AUGAGUUUAAGCAUGUCAAGAAAGAGGAAAAUCUGUCUACUUAGGAUUCAUUAAUAAUGUGAUUAAAUAAUAAAUGAUGUUAUUAAAUAAUUAUCAAUGAUUAAAAAGUUAUUUUAUACAUUUUCAACUAUUUCUAAUCCUUACAAAGUUUUGGGUAUAAACAAGGGGGCUUCACCAUAAGAAAUAAAAUAAGCAUAUUACAAAUUAGCUUAGCUUUACCAUCCAGAUAAAAACGCUGCUAAGGAUGCUGCUAAAAUGUUCACUCAAGUUAAUAAUGCCUAUGAGAUUCUGUCAGAUGAAAGCAAAAGAAGGAUGUAUGACACAUGUGGGGUUUAAGAGGAUAAUAGUGAUGAAUAAGAUUUUGAGGAUGAAUUGAGAGGCAAUGCAAAUAGUUAUCAAUAAAAAGCAAGGAGAAAAUAAUCAAAGGGCAAAUAUUACUCAAAAUUUCAUUAAGCAGAAUAUGAGACGAUAUUUAGCGAGUUUGAUCAAUUUUUUUAGUAAAAGCAUGGUAAAAAGAAAGCCUACUAUGCUAAGAAAAAGGGAGAUGAUAUAAAGUUGGAUUUGAAUUUGAGCUUCAAAGAUUCAGUGUUUGGUGGAAAGCAUAAAUUGUCGUAUAAUAGAUAGAAGACUUGUGAUACUUGCAAGGGGAGUAGAUGUGCUCCAGGGAAGACAGCACAAAAGUGUUUUUCUUGUGGUGGAUCAGGAUGGUUGUUUUAUGUAGAUGGAGGGAGUUCGAUGGAAGUAAAGUGCAACAAUUGUGAUGGAUGGGGAAAGGUAGUUAGAGAUCCUUGUCACACAUGCGAGGGGAGUGGAAUAGUUGAAAAAGAAUUUGAUAUUGAAAUAGAAUUACCAAAGGGAAUUCAAAAUGGGACGAUAAUUAGAUAGUCAAGAUAUGGUCACGCAAGUUAAUACUAGGGAGAACCAGGGGAUUUGUUGAUAGAAGUAGAAGUGGAAGAGGAUAAUACUUUGAGGAGAGAUGGAAAUAACAUCAUAAGUGAAUUAGAGUUGAGUGUGAGUGAGAUGGUGUUGGGAUGUAAGAAACAGAUUCAAACUAUUUGGGGUGCAUUAGAGAUUUCGAUUCCAGGAGCUCAAUAGCCUAGGACUAAGUUGUAAAUACCGCAGUAUGGAAUUCAAUAUGGGUAAUCCCAAUGGAAGAAGGGAGAUCAUAUUGUGAUUCUGAACUUGGAGAUUCCGUAGCAAGUGAAUGAGAGAACAAAACAAUUAUAUUAUGAACUUUUAAAGCAAUUAUGA
This is a messenger RNA of Paramecium tetraurelia, 1251 nucleotides long. RefSeq lists its product as uncharacterized. Gene Ontology annotation, biological process: protein refolding; response to heat. NCBI's taxonomy places the organism in Eukaryota, Ciliophora, Oligohymenophorea, Peniculida, Parameciidae. The transcript is spliced from 4 exons. Gene Ontology annotation, cellular component: cytoplasm. The record is from RefSeq and is a predicted model, not a curated record. Gene Ontology annotation, molecular function: ATP binding; heat shock protein binding.